Messenger RNA from Salvelinus namaycush (lake trout), 2004 nucleotides. RefSeq names its product general transcription factor IIE, polypeptide 2, beta (gene gtf2e2). The transcript has 8 exons. Gene Ontology annotation, cellular component: transcription factor TFIIE complex. Gene Ontology annotation, biological process: transcription initiation at RNA polymerase II promoter. Lineage: Eukaryota; Metazoa; Chordata; Actinopteri; Salmoniformes; Salmonidae. The record is from RefSeq and is a predicted model, not a curated record. Bases 446 to 1312 code for a protein of 288 amino acids.
UGAUAGUCAGCCGCAGCAAGUCACAGUGAAAUAUAUCUAUCUUUUUUUUUUCCCCCAAGAGAAAUGCCAUUGCGGCGGAUGUGUAAAAUAGAAGUAGCCCAAAAACCCGCGACCAAUACAUUUCCACCCGCGACAUCGUAUUCAAAGUAGCAACAUUUCUGGAAACCGGCUGACAUGGCAAUCUUGCUUUUCGUAACUCUGCUAGUCCGGAUGGAACGCACCUACACAAUCAAGGAUUAGCUGUCGACUACCGAUCAAUCGAACUAAGAGCGGAAGUCGGAGAAUGCACGAUGACAAGAAGCUCGCUUGAUAUUAAAGAAACAAAAGCCCCAAAUAGCUAUCGCAUAAGUGUUCCAACAGAACGGUUAAUACACGUGUGUUUCUAGUAAAUGUUUAAAUAUUUGUUCAUCCAAAAGAGGGGAUUAGACAUUUGAAGAAAGAAAGGAUGGACCCAGCCUUGUUGAGAGAGCGGGAGCUCUUUAAGAAGAGGGCUCUCUCUCAGCCCACGGUCGAGAAGAGACCUGCAGCCUCCGAGUCGGGCGGUUCCAAGAAGAAGAAGUCCAAAGCUGACAAGGAGGCCUCCGGGUCCAAACAUGGCGCAGACACCAGUAAUGGUAACUUUAACCUGAAGGCUCUGACAGGCAGCUCUGGCUACAAGUUUGGUUGCCUGGCUAAGAUAGUCAACUACAUGAAGACCAGACACCAGCGUGGUGAUACUCACCACUUGACUGUGGAGGAGAUUCUAGAUGAGACCAAACUACUGGACAUCGGCAUGAAGCAGAAACAAUGGCUGAUGACUGAGGCGCUGGCCAGUAACCCUAAGAUAGAGGUGAGGGAUGGGAAAUAUGCCUUCAAGCCCAAAUAUCACCUGAAGGACAAGAAAGCCCUGCUCAGACUGUUGGAUAAACAUGACCAGCUGGGACUGGGAGGAUUACUGCUAGAUGAUGUGGAGGAGGGACUACCUAACUCUGCCAAGGCACUAAAGGUUUUGGGAGACCAGAUCAUCUUUGUGACAAGACCAGACAAGAAGAAGAUUCUGUUCUAUAAUGAUAAACACUGCCAGUUUACGGUUGACGAAGAGUUCACCAAGCUGUGGCGGAGUAUCCCAGUGGACUCUAUGGAUGAAGAGAAGAUAGAGGACUAUCUCAAGAGACAGGGCAUCUCCUCCAUGCAGGAGACUGGACCCAAGAAAGUUUUACCAAUCAAGAGGAAGAAGCCAGGUGGACAGAAGAAGAGACGCUUCAAGACUCACAACGACCAUCUGGCUGGAGUACUGGAGGACUACUCAGAGGGCGUACCCGCUAAGAAGUGAUGUCACUUCCUGGUUAUACCCCUCCCACUUCCUCUUCCCUGGCCCAGUGAGAGAGGGGUGACCUGGGAGUUGUUGUUUUUGUAGUUUGUUUUGGCCGUAAAUAAACUUUUUUUUAUUUGUCUCACCAAAACUACAAUGAAGAUGAGAAGAGACAAUUGCGGUGUCUCAAAAGUGUGAACUUGCUUCCUUUUCUUGUGUCCUUUCCUCCCCGAUGAUAAAGGAGAGGAGAUGAGGAAAGGAAGCCAUUUUAGAACAUUGAGACACAAGAUGGCUGACUGAUAGACUGAAGUGAAGUCCUUGCCAAACACACUGACCUAAAGAGGCGCUCGCUGUCCUUUUUGAGAAUACUGUACCAGUUUGGUUCUAAGCAGGAAUACAAAAGGAGAAUGGCUUUAGGGAAGCAAAAAUUACGGUUAAAUUUCCCAGAAAUCCCAGGUUUUCCAGAAAUCCCAGUUGGAAUAUUCCUGUAAUGACAAAUUCCCUGGAAUCUGGUAAUACUCCAAUGGGGAUGUCUGGAAAACCAUAGGGGAUUCUGGGAAGGUUCCAACCUUAGAAGGGGUUGUAUGUGUAAAUGUCUGGCACACGAUGGACACUGCGCGUGUGAUAUUGGAGAGAGAAUGUGUGUGAAAGUGUUUAAAAAAAAAAUAAUAGCAGUCGUAUCAUCUGUUGUGGUUGUUCCUUAUAUUCAUUUA